Arvicanthis niloticus (Nile rat) is the source of this 1578-nucleotide messenger RNA. Lineage: Eukaryota; Metazoa; Chordata; Mammalia; Rodentia; Muridae. The record is from RefSeq and is a predicted model, not a curated record.
AGGCGCUGCUUAAAGCACCUGUGUUAGUUAGGCUAAUUUUAUAGAACUGGGAGGAUAGCAUUUAUUGCGUUUGAUGUUCUGGGGCUUGUGUCAAGGAGAGGAGUUGGGUGAUGGGGAAAGGUACAUGAAGGGCCGAUAGAAGAUGGAAAUUGACAACUUUGAUUACCUUUGGACAGGUGGCCAUGACCUCACUGCCCACUGGAACCACUGGGGACCCCGAUUUGUUUUCUGGGCUGUCGCCAGCCGGCUCCACUCCAGCCAACCAGAGCACAGAGGCCUCGGAGGGCAACGUGUCUGCGACGGUUCCCCGAGCUGCAGCAGUGACGCCGUUCCAGAGCCUGCAGCUGGUGCACCAGCUGAAGGGGCUGAUCGUGAUGCUGUACAGCAUCGUGGUGGUCGUGGGCCUGGUGGGCAACUGUCUGCUUGUGCUGGUGAUCGCGCGUGUGCGCCGGCUGCACAAUGUGACCAACUUCCUCAUCGGCAACCUGGCCUUGUCCGACGUGCUCAUGUGUGCCGCCUGUGUGCCUCUCACGCUGGCCUAUGCCUUUGAACCUCGUGGCUGGGUGUUCGGUGGAGGCCUGUGCCACCUGGUAUUUUUCUUGCAGCCGGUCACCGUCUAUGUAUCGGUGUUCACACUCACCACAAUCGCCUUGGACCGCUAUGUGGUUCUGGUGCACCCGCUACGUCGGCGCAUUUCACUGAGGCUCAGCGCCUACGCGGUGCUGGGUAUCUGGGCUCUCUCUGCAGUGCUGGCGCUGCCCGCUGCGGUGCACACCUACCAUGUGGAGCUCAAGCCCCACGACGUGCGCCUCUGCGAGGAGUUCUGGGGCUCGCAGGAGCGCCAGCGCCAGAUCUACGCCUGGGGGCUGCUGCUGGGCACCUAUUUGCUCCCCCUGCUGGCCAUCCUCCUGUCUUACGUCCGGGUAUCAGUGAAGCUGCGGAACCGCGUGGUGCCUGGCAGCGUGACCCAGAGCCAAGCUGACUGGGACCGAGCGCGUCGCCGCCGCACUUUCUGCCUGCUGGUGGUGGUGGUGGUAGUGUUCGCGGUCUGUUGGUUGCCGCUGCACAUUUUCAACCUGCUGCGAGACCUGGACCCGCGUGCCAUCGAUCCCUACGCCUUUGGGCUGGUGCAGCUCCUCUGUCACUGGCUUGCUAUGAGCUCCGCCUGCUACAACCCCUUCAUCUAUGCGUGGCUGCACGACAGCUUCCGAGAGGAGCUGCGUAAGAUGCUGUUGUCCUGGCCCCGCAAGAUCGUGCCUCAUGGCCAGAACAUGACUGUCAGCGUGGUCAUCUGAUGUCACUCUGCCAGGUCUGAGCUGGGGAACUUCAUAUCCCUUAGCCCUCGAGGUCGUCGUGAGAUCUUAUUCCCAGCACCAGAGUUAAGCCAACACAUGCGCAUUCCCACCCAGCCCUCCUGACUAGCUAUUUGUCUGGGUUUUGUGUUUCUGUGAAAUGUUAGGUGGGCUUUGCAGUAGAAGAACCUGCGGAGAGAGAAGCACAUUUAUCAGGUCUACCUACCCCUGAAAACAAAACACAGCUAUUUCUCUGGGUUCAGAAAAAUAAAUCAGAAGCAGGUUU